Triticum aestivum (bread wheat) is the source of this 849-nucleotide messenger RNA. RefSeq lists its product as uncharacterized. The transcript has a single exon. The record is from RefSeq and is a predicted model, not a curated record. NCBI's taxonomy places the organism in Eukaryota, Viridiplantae, Streptophyta, Magnoliopsida, Poales, Poaceae. Bases 247 to 585 code for a protein of 112 amino acids.
CAGCUCCUGAACACCCGCUCCGAGCGCAACCGUGGGGACGGUGCCCAGCCACACACACCGAGCAACGCCCGCAACCGUCGUGCCUCCCGGCUAAAUCCGGCACCCCAUCGCCGCCUUUUAAAGCGCGCGCCGCCGCGCCUCUCGUCCCUCUCGCCUGACUCCAGCGAAAAGGAAAAGCUCCUGCACGUACCCCACGUUCGUGCCGCCUCCACACCACCCGCCGUCUACAGCAUAACCAGCACGGUCAUGGCGCGCGUGUCCCUGAUGAUGCUCGCCGCCGUGGUGCUCGCGUGCGCGCUGCUCGCCACCAGGCAUGCGGACGCCGCCGGGGCCGGGGCCGGCGCGGCGGCCCCCGCCCCCGGCGGCUUCGCGUGCAACCCGCUCAAGGACAAGACGUGCAAGCUGGGGGAACCCAAGGCGCCGGAGGACACGGAGGAGGAGGGCGGGCUCGGCACGAAGCUGCCGUCCCUGACGUCGGUCCCCAUCCCGGGCGGCGGCAAGGUCGACCGCGACGGCGAUGGAGACACCGACGAGGACGACGAGCUGCCGUCGUUCGACACCCACAUGACCAUCCUCGGCCACUGAGAGGAGCCAAGCCUGACUUCUAGCGCAUGGUUGUAGUAUCUUCUUGCAUUUGCGUUGCUUGUGUAGUUGUGUUGCUGCCCAGAAGAAACAGUCUGGCAAAAAAAAAAAAAAGAAGAAGAAGAAAGAAACAGAAAAAGGAAAGAGAUGAGAGAGCGAGCGUGUCACGAUGAUCCCCGCUAGCUGAUGACGAAAUUUGCCGGUUGCUCUUGUUUCUUGUUAAUGUCGUUGAAGUUCAGAUAUUAGUUCUAAAUUCUAGUUGAUUUA